Molecule: messenger RNA, 1369 nt
Organism: Oldenlandia corymbosa var. corymbosa
Lineage: Eukaryota; Viridiplantae; Streptophyta; Magnoliopsida; Gentianales; Rubiaceae
Source: the annotation of a GenBank genome assembly
AAGCAACAAAUUUUCCUAUUGGUUCUAAGCACAAGUUACACACCUGCUUGAAAUCUUCAUUCACUUUUGUCCUUUCACAUUUGGUUUAAAUAAAACAAGCAAAUUAACUGAACCUCACAUGGUAUGUUGCAAAUUGCAAGAUCAAACUUCAAUUCCCACCACCCCUUUCUCCCUAUAAAAAGUCCCUUUGAAGGAAAAAAAAAAAAAAAAGACAAUUCAAUUGUAAGGACAUCCAAGAAAGUAGCUAACUACUCUAGUCAUCAAGAUUUCUUCCCACCUUUUCUUUUCUUUCCAGCAAAAAUCAAAACAAAAUGGAGUACUCCACAGUUCAUCCCUCUACCUGGAACUCCUACUUCACAUCUCCCCUGCUUUUUCCCUAUCAUUUCAUCCCCGAAAACUAUGUCCACUGGACUGAAACCCCUGAAUCUCACAUUUACUCUGCUGAUCUUCCAGGGGUUAAGAAAGAGGAGAUCAGAGUGGAAGUUGAGGAUUCCAAGUACUUGAUAAUCAGAACUGAAGCAAUUGGUGGUGCAAAUGAAGAAUCAUCAACAGAACCACCAGCCAGGAGUUUCAUGAGAAAAUUCAGGCUGCCAGAUAGAGUUGAUAUUAAUGGGAUUUCUGCAGGUUAUGAGGAUGGAGUUUUGACUGUGAAAGUGCCAAGAUCUUUGGUUAGGAGAGGAUUCUUCAUUCAAGCUGGUGAUAUCCCAGAAAGGAUGCCUAUUCUUGCCAGGGCUGCUUAAAAAAAAAAAAUAAAAUUUGCUGCUCAAAAUUGUUCCUCCAUAUCUUUCUAGAAAUAUGGUUUGAUUAUGAUUCAUGAUGAUGACGGUUGUGGUGCUUAGUUUGUUCAUGUUAAAAAAUCCCGUUUUCUAUCUUGAAGAAAUGAAGCCUUGAAUUAGGUUCAAUCUCUAUGAUUAGAUUGAUGAUUUAUUCGGCUGUUUUUAUCAGUCCAUUCCUUUUUUUUUUUUUUGAGGGUAAUCAGUCCAUUCUUAAAUGGUUGUUGGUUCAAGGAAUCUGUAUAUACAGAAAAAGCAUCUUAUCCUCCACUGGUUGCACAAUUUUUUUUAAACGCAAGUUGCUGAAGAUUUUUUUGAUUUUGCACUUGCAGCAAUAAAUUAUUGAAGGAAAUAGAGACUGGGUUUAUUAUUUUUUAAUCUAAUUUGGGGCCUAGGAAUCCAUGAUCUGAAUCUCCAGUAUUGUUUAAUCUGAUUUGUCCAAAGAUAUUUUGGCGGCCGGCGGGCGGAGCAGCCUUAUGAUGCUGACCAGUGAGCACUGACCGCCCCUAUAAUUUGUGUCACUUUUUAUUUAGUUUUUAAAUUCUUUUUAUUGGACCGCCGAUAGGGCUGACAGUUAUUCGGCCCAACCCGAGAAC